CUACAGCUGCAGCCACCGUCUGGCACUGACGCCAAGCGGCUCUUCAUCCUCCUUCUCCUCCUCCUCCUCCUCCGGUGCAGACUCUGACUCUUGACCAUAAUCAGGCCCGUCUCUUCGCUCGCGUCGACUUCACGCGUCUAUGUAAUGGACGACUCUGUGCGGAUAUCACCCAGCCUCAACACUACCAAGCGGUCGGGACAUCGAGUUCAGCAUGCCAGUGCGGGUGCUAGUGGUCGACUCCCAACGGACUCUCAGCUCGGGCACCGCGUGCGGAUCCCAACCGACGACCUCGACAGCUCUGAGAAGAUGGCUCCCUACCUGGUCGACUCGCCUACCGCCGACGUCUCGCUGUCUGGACCUGCAAAGCUCUGUCGUGCGUUCUCUGCUGUGCCCCAGGCGGUCGAGUAUCAGUUCUCGAGGCAGCGCCCUCUCGUGAGGCUGGCGACUAUGGUGUACUGCGUUCUGAGCUGUCUGGUGUUCUCUAUGGCCAUGUAUCAACGGUUCUUUGACAAUCAAAACCAUGUCACACUCUAUGCGAGCGAAAUAUCUCAAAACAGGAAUCCUCUGGAAAGUCUGCCUAUCGAGCACGUCCUUUCAAAAGUCACUUCGCUCUACCCUGCGCCGAAGGCAGUUGACCCUUUCGUCCUGAAGGCCGCCGCGAAUCCCGUAGGAAUCACAGCUUGCCUCUGGUCCACAGAUCAAGACGUCCACUCGGUUAUUUCUUGGGCGACACGCUGGACAGGACCUAUAUCCCUGCUAGUGACCACCACAACCGACCCAGCCUCCCCAGAGCACGAAGCCCUCCUCCGCAAACUCGCCACCCUCCAGCACCGCAGCGCGCUCCUCAACACCACCCUCUCCCUGCACCUCGUCCACCUCGCGCCCUCCACCCCGCCCAAUCCCAACGCCUUCCUCAACCUCGCGCGCCUCCUCGCCCAAACCCCGCGCGUCGUCCUCUUCCCCGCCAACCUCACCACCACCCCGCCCAAGCUGCUCUACCCCUCCCUGCUCGCCGCACACCACCCCUCCGUGCCCUCCGCCGCGAUCGUCGACGCGUCCACGCCCGCCGGAACCGCGCGGCGCCGCCCUGUCGUCCUCACCACGCGCGGCCAGACCGGCUUCCCGUUCUCGCCGCUCGCGCCCGUCGUGCUCGCCCGCGACGACCCGCUCUGGUGCACGGAGCGCUUCUUCGCCCCGGGCGAGCGCGCGCCGGACUGGGAGGAGUGUCUCUGGCAGAUCUGGCUCGAGAACUUUGGGGACGUCGAGGUGCGCCAGACGAGGGGAUGGCUGCACGAUGCGUUGCCCGGGACGACGACGUCCGCGGAGUCGCCCUCCAUGGCUAAACUUCGCCGGCGGCUGGUGGCGAAGUUCAGGAGCGAGACAUGCGUGCUCGCUACCAGGCAACUGGCAGCCCUCCGAAGUGCGGAUAGGGCCCUCGAUGCGAAGAAGACUCGCUGGCUCAAACGCGUCUGCCGUGCGUGGACGACCGGACCACAAGCAUGA
This is a messenger RNA of Rhodofomes roseus, 1503 nucleotides long. RefSeq lists its product as uncharacterized. NCBI's taxonomy places the organism in Eukaryota, Fungi, Basidiomycota, Agaricomycetes, Polyporales, Fomitopsidaceae. The record is from RefSeq and is a predicted model, not a curated record. Bases 145 to 1503 code for a protein of 452 amino acids. The transcript is spliced from 4 exons.